AUGAUUUACUUGGCAUACACUGGCUACGUAUCCAUACUGCAUGGCCAACACAGCGCUCGCAUAAUAUUUCAGUGCCACAACGAGAACUGGGGCUGGUCCUACUCUGGCAUUUCAACAUUCGCACACCUCAAGCACGUCAAGUGUCUGACUGAGCCCGAUGUUGCGUUUGACAUCGGCAUCAUCGGCGCGCCGUUCGACACCGCUGUCUCCUAUCGCACGGGUGCGCGGUUUGGGCCUCGAGCUAUCCGCGUCGCUUCCGCGAGGCAGUCUCGUGCUAGAGGCUGGAACGCGAGGGCUGGUAUCAAUCCAUACAAGUCCGGCUUGAAGAUCAUUGACUGCGGAGAUAUCCCGCUCGUUCCAAUCGACAACGGAGUGGCGCUGCGCCAAAUGACGGAAGCCAUGACAGAGCUAGGCUCAAGACCGUCCAAGCCACGACUCUUGACGUUGGGCGGAGAUCAUAGUGUGGCUUUGGGUGCCCUGCGUGCUCUGCGCCAGGUUUAUGGACAACCCAUCACCGUGGUGCAUUUCGAUGCCCACCUGGACACAUGGAUCCCCCCGAAUAGUGCGAGCGAUUUCCCCUGGUUCUCAGAGCAGGGUCGUUUCAAUCAUGGAGACGUCUUUUCUCUGGCUUGGGAGGAGGGUCUCAUUGCCAACGCCAGCUCGGCUCAUGUUGGGCUGCGAACGAGGCUGUCAGGCCCUCAAGAUGUUGUUGAUGAUGAUGCUCAAGGGUUUAUGCGGAUUAGUUCAGAUGAGGUUGAUGUCAUCGGUACCGAUGGAAUCACCAAACGGGUCAAGGAGCGCGUUGGCACCGGCCCAGUCUAUCUUAGCUUCGACAUCGAUGUCGUGGAUCCAGGACUAGCGCCUGGCACGGGAACGCCUGAAGUGGGAGGUUUCACUAGCAGGGAAGUCAUUCGCUUGUUGCGGGGGCUAGAAGGCAUUGACAUCGUGGGUGCCGAUAUCGUUGAGGUCAGCCCGCAGUACGAUGGACAGGGUGAACAGACAGCGCUGGUAGCUGCACAAGUGGCCUAUGAGAUUUUGACGAACUGGGCACUGGCCUCGAAAGGAGAUACACCAUGA
This is a messenger RNA of Colletotrichum gloeosporioides, 1077 nucleotides long. RefSeq names its product putative agmatinase 2. The record is from RefSeq and is a predicted model, not a curated record. Gene Ontology annotation, molecular function: metal ion binding; agmatinase activity. Lineage: Eukaryota; Fungi; Ascomycota; Sordariomycetes; Glomerellales; Glomerellaceae. Bases 1 to 1077 code for a protein of 358 amino acids. The transcript is spliced from 2 exons.